GUCUGAAGAGAGUGGUGAUGUGUCGCUUUGUCUGACAACUGACUACCCUUGGGACAUCACUUUUUGCCUUUCAUUGUAUACAUUUUUUGUACACGAUGCCUGCAAAGAAGAAACGGUUUACCAAGAACAUAAGCAGGAAGAGGAGAAAGAACAUAGAAGCAAUGAUAAUGGCUAGCAAAGCAAAGAGAGCGGCGGCAGCUGCUGUGGUGGUGACGCCGCCACCAUGCUAGUACCACCACACUCCUCUCAUGACCUAUCCUUGGUCACUGCUACUGAACUAUUGGAUAUUUCAUAUUCAGAAACAAGGAAGACAAAAUAUAGGAGCCCCGCAAAUAUGGCCACCGUGGCCACCUCCACGGCUACUACUACUACCACAACUACUACCUCCACGGCUACAUCUACCACAACUUCUACUUCCACGGCUACUACUACCACAACUUCUACUACCACAACUUCUACCUCCAUGGCUACCUCUACGGCCACUAUCACGACUACUACCUCCACGGCCACUCCAUAUGUGGCCACCCCACGUUCACGUGGUCGACCCAGAAAAGACGUACCUGUGGCCACACGACGUCCAGUUGGCCGACCAAAAGGAACGAAGAACAAAAGACGUCCCAAUUUAUUUACAUUGAUCCCAUAUGAGGCCAGCACAUCCACCACCACCCAAUAUAUGGCCACCAGCACCUCCACUGCCACUUUAUCUCGUAUGACCACAUCUGUGGCCAGCACCUCCACUGCCACCCCAGAUGUGGCCAACAACUCUGAUAUUGAUACUAGUGUUGCGAGUGAUAUUCCAGUGUCAACACCUGCAUCUGCUGAGGUGUCAAGUGCCACACAGAGAUUGUCAUUAUUUAGUAAUGUAAUUAAUGAGUUUAUUGACAUAAAUAUAAAGAUGGAGAAUUGUAAUACAUUAUAGAAUACUGUCUUAUCGAAAGUGUUUUGCUCGAAGUGUUGUGUUAAAACAGUGGAAACUACAUAUUAUGAACAACAUCUAGAGACAGUUAUUGUUCUAGAGUGUCCUGGUUGUGGAUAUCAGAUGGGGGAAAAACCUGGUGCAUAUAAAGUAUUGAAUGAGAUAACUGGUUGGAUGGUGUAUGGGGAAAUGGUAGCAGGUCAAGGAUACAGGGCACUUGCUCGUAGAAAUGCAUUGUGCACUCUUCCACAUAUCACUCUAUACAUAUACAAUAAUUAUGCGUCUAUGAUAACAGAAAAAUGUAUCUAGGGACAUUAUUGUUCAGGAAUAUGCCAAAUUGAACAUUGUACCAGAUAUCAAUGGAAUUCAUAACACUGAUGUGACAUAUGACGGAACAUGGCACAAAAGGGGACAUCACUCAAAUAUAGGCAUUGGUAUCGCUAUCGAUGCCGUGACGAAAUUAGUGGUUGAUUAUGAAGUUUUGUGCAAGUACUGUCAAAUGUGUGCCUAUAUGGAAAGUUCUUACAGCAAACAGACAUCUCUUGAAAAAUAUGAACAAUAUGAAAAUGAACACGAACAUAAUUGCUAUAUAAACUAUUCAGUAACAGCUGCAAAGAUGGAAAGUAAAGCAGCAGUAAUAAUUUGACAACGAUCUCUUGACAAAAAAACUGAGAUACAAAACAAUAGUGAGUGACGGUGACAGCAGUAUGUAUAAAACCAUUGUUGACCUCAACGAUGGUGAGGGUCCAUAUCCAGGUGUAAAUGUUGAAAAAGAGGAAUGUAUCAAUGAUUAUGCAAAACGUCUAAAGAACAGACUAACAAAUUUGAGGAAGUCACAAUAUGUUGAGAAAGAAUUGAAAACUGGGAGGAAGAGGAAGGAGUUCGCCAUGAACAAAAGGGCAUAUUGACAGACUCUGUAAUUGAUAAGUUGGCACAGUACUUUCAAAAGAACCUGAGAGAGGUGAUCGAUCAUGGAGUUGAAGAUAUGAGGAAUUGUAUAAUGGCAAGCUUCUUCCAUUUUUCCUCAAAUGAUGAAAAACCUCAGCAUCACCUUUGCCCAACAGGUGAUAAAUUCUGGUGUUUCUACCAGAAAGCAGUAGCAGCAAACCUUCCUCCACCAUCUCACACCAACAUGAAAGUGCAGUUCCAACUGGAACCUGCAUACAUGGAGGAGGUGCAUAAUAUCUACAAAGACCUAACAACAGAUGAAAUGAUGUGGCAUUGUGUAAAAGGCAGAACACAAAACCCUAAUGAAAGUCUGCAUCAACGCAUAUGAUCUUAAAGCAAUAAAGCCAAAUAUCAAACCAAGAGGCAUGCUGAUUUCGCAGUCAGCCAUGCUGUUGCAGACUACAAUACUGGAUAUGUGAGGAGCUGUCUAGACAUACCACUGGGCUACGGACGUUCAGCAGUGACUCAAGCACAACUUGAAUUAAUGGAGAAGCACAUGAAGGAAAAACGGAACCAAAAAAGAGGAAAGAAGAGGAAAAGGGAGCUGGACACGUCCUACGAGCCUGGAGGACAUUAGCUAAUCAUGUGUCUACCUACAUCCAGUCAAAGACUGAUUGGGGUGGAUUGUUAUGAUUGGCCGGCCACCAGAGAACUUCAGGAUAAAGGGAUCUUCAUGGAACUUCAGGAAUAAUGUCUAUGCAACCAGUUCUACUCUCAAUAAACGUAUAAAGGCACUAGGAGUAAUUUUACCCACUGUAUAGUAAUGUUCAAUGUAUUUGUUGAUUUUUCUCGAAAGUGCAUUUAUUUGUAUUAUUCUGAUGAUUCACCAAUA
Cherax quadricarinatus is the source of this 2696-nucleotide messenger RNA. The record is from RefSeq and is a predicted model, not a curated record. NCBI's taxonomy places the organism in Eukaryota, Metazoa, Arthropoda, Malacostraca, Decapoda, Parastacidae.